AUGGCAGAUUGCCCAGGAAAUGACAGUGUUGAAGACUUUAAGUAUAAGCUGAUAUCCCACCGUGGCUUUAACCUCAUUACUGGCAUCCAUUCUCCAGAAGAGGUUGACCGCAUCCAAAACUGGGAGGUUCAGGAUUCUGAUGUUUUUGUUGUCACUUACCCCAAAUCAGGAACCAUCUGGCUCCAGCAAAUCCUCAGUCUGAUUGAGGCCAGGGGGGACGUUGAGGCCACUAAAGAUCAGCUAACCUCUGAGCGAAUACCAUGGAUCGAGCAAAUUGGGAAUGAGGAGAAGUUUAUUUCAGGCACUCCACCCAGAAUCCGUGUCACACACCUGCAGCACAGAUUCGUCCCCAUCAGCCUCAGACAGGGGAGGGGUAAGGUCAUCUACGUGGCAAGAAAUCCAAAAGACGUUUUGGUGUCAUACUACCACUUCCACAAAUACACCCAUGUGCUGGAGACUCCGAAAGACUUUAAUGAGUUUUAUGAGAAGUUCAUGGAGGGACGAGUUUUCGGAAAUUGCUGGUUUGAGCACAUUAAAGCCUGGUACUCUCACAGAGAUGAAAUGAACUUCCUGUAUAUCACCUAUGAAGACAUGAUCAAGGAUCUGCGGUCAGAGGUGGAGAGAAUCUGUGUGUUUUUGGGGAAAGACCUAAGUGAAAAUGAAUUGGAGGAUGUGGUGAAACACAGUACAUUUAAAAACAUGCUCAACAACCAGCAGGCUAACUACAGACAAAUCCCUGACUCACUGCUGGACCACCAGAACGGUAGCUUCCUCAGGAAAGGUACAGUGGGUGACUGGAAGAAUCACUUCACUGUGGCUCAGAGUGAGCAGUUUGACCGGGUGUUCCAGGAGAAGAUGAAGGAUGUGCCGCUCUCCUUUGCAUGGGACAUGAGUGACAUCAUCAAACCAUGA
Molecule: messenger RNA, 912 nt
Organism: Colossoma macropomum (tambaqui)
Lineage: Eukaryota; Metazoa; Chordata; Actinopteri; Characiformes; Serrasalmidae
Product: amine sulfotransferase-like
Exons: 7
Coding region: 1-912 (303 amino acids)
Biological process (GO): sulfation
Cellular component (GO): cytoplasm
Molecular function (GO): sulfotransferase activity
Source: RefSeq, a predicted model, not a curated record